Messenger RNA from Oncorhynchus keta (chum salmon), 2338 nucleotides. RefSeq names its product UBX domain-containing protein 4. Bases 99 to 1697 code for a protein of 532 amino acids. The record is from RefSeq and is a predicted model, not a curated record. Gene Ontology annotation, molecular function: protein binding. NCBI's taxonomy places the organism in Eukaryota, Metazoa, Chordata, Actinopteri, Salmoniformes, Salmonidae. The transcript has 13 exons.
UCCAUCAUUCUCUGUUAGUUCCUGUGACGAGCUUAAACGUUCUAGGCAUUUACAGAAUUGAAACGAUUAAAUAGGAAAAGCCAACACAUUUUAUAAAAAUGAUUUGGUUUGAAGGCUCUAUUCCAGCAGCCAUCAUCUCCGCAAAACAACAGAGCUCCAUCUUCGUCGUCGUAAUAACAGGCGACGAUGAGGUGUCAGGACAAAUGAUGUCCAGUUGGGAGGACGACAGAGUGGCUGAGGCCUCCUAUAACUGCUGUGUUGCAAUCAAGGUUGAUUCCAAGAGUGAGACAUGCACACAGUUCUCCCAAAUCUACCCAGUGGUGUGCAUCCCGUCCAGUUUCUUUAUCGGGGAGAAUGGAAUCCCCCUCGAAGUUGUUGCCGGGAGUGUCUCUGCAGAGGAACUCAUGAAAAGAAUCAACAAAGUCAAACAGAUGCACGCUCAGCAGAUGGCAGGUGAGGGAGCGGAUGCAGGGGCUCCCAUGGAGGGGCUCCCACGAGCCACGGUAGCCUCAGAGCCAGCCCCAGCACAGGCCCCCUCAACCUCACAGGAGCUCCAACCCAGCCACACACCACCAGCAGACACAGACAGUGCAGCAGCACCAGCGAUGUCUAAAGAAUCCCUGUCCAGGCCAGCAGAAGAAGGCGGCCCCUCGGCCUCAGAGGUUGUGACCCUUGGGGAUGACAGGAGCGCAUCAUCAGAGGACGUGUCAACCAGCUCUCAGCCUGACGAAGGCCUCGAUGCCAAGGUGGAGAGGUUAACAAAGAAACUGGAGGAAAGACGGGAGCAGAAAAAGAAAGGAGAGGAGGAGGGUGAAAUAAAGAAGGAGAUGGAGAGAAGGAAGAUGGGGAAGGAGAUGCUUGACUUCAAGAGGAAGAAUGAGGAUGAGAAGACCAAACGCAUUAUGGAUGAGCGAAACAGGGAUAAGGCAGAGGAGAAGGCUGCCAGGGAGCGUGUCAAAGCACAGAUCGCCCUGGACCGUGCUGACAGAGCUGCCCGCUAUGCCAACAACAAGGAUGAGGUGGAGGCAGCCCGGCUGGCAGCACUGCAGGCCAGACAGGCAGAGACAGAGGCCAAGAAGGAGAAUGCACAAAGGGAGAGGAGCGCCAUAGCCAGAAUACAGUUCCGUCUACCAGAUGGGUCAUUCUUCACCAACCAGUUCCCCUCAGAGGCCAGACUGCAGGAAGCUCGGCAGUUCGCUGUCAAUGAAGUGGGAAAUAGGUAUGGCAACUUCUCCCUGGCAACCGUGUUCCCUCGCAGAGAGUUUACCGCUGACGACCUAGACAAGACUCUUCUGGCACUUGAGCUGGCCCCCAGUGCCUCAAUAGUGCUGCUGCCUCAAACGGGACGGCCAAGCAACAUGGUAGUCCAGUCGACCUCUGGAGGGGGUAUCUGGGCUGUACUGGGUACCAUCCUCUACCCUCUGCUGGCUGUGUGGAGGUUCCUGAGUGGCUUCCUCUUCACCAGCCCCCCUAUCCCUGGAGCAGCAGGCCCCAGAGGCCCAGCCCAGCGGCCCAACACUGCCUCUGGCUCCUCAUCCUCAUCUGGUGAACCAAAGAGAGAAACCCUUCGCAAACGCACACUGGAGAAGCAACCAGCAGACUUCAAACAAGACGGAAAAAUCCACAGGCUACGGAAUCACGAGGACAGUGAGGAUGAGAAUAACACUUGGAACGGCAACUCUACCCAGCAGAUGUAGUGCAAUAACACUGUCUCACUCUGUCCUCCCUAUCUGACCUGGUGAGUUUCCUGAGUGCGUGUCAGUCGGUCUAACGGAGGAUAAUGCUGAUAUUAGGGCUAUGAUGUUUGUUUCUCCUGUCCAAGCCUGUACUCUGCUCCUCCCUUGCAUGGGUAGAUGUAAUCAAGUUAACCUCCUGACCGUUGGGCUUGGAACAGACAUGAUUUGUGUUGAAACUGUUAUUUGAUUAAUUCAGCCUCUUAGAAUACGACUGGCCAGGGGUUCCUUCAGUAUUCUAAACAUGUCUACUGUGUUGAAGGGUUGAGACUGAGGUGUUGAUUGAAGUCCUUGUCUUAAGGAUAUGUUGACAGCUGCAUUAUUAACAACCUUUUUGUGUUUUCUUUAACAGUCAGUAACCCAGAUGACAAAACUCUACUUAAUGAAAAUGUAUGAGGGCUCUCUCUGGUCUGGUAGAAGGGACUGUGUGUAGCUGUGUGUUUUUAUACCAAGGCUGUGGCCCCCUUGGCAUAAACUGCCUCCUUCGGCAGUAGAAUGAGUUGUUUCUACUACUAGUUGAACAUGGGAAACCACUGUACCGCUCUCAUUUAACUAUGGGAAUAAAAAUACAUGUUUUUCAAUAAACAAGCAUUUGGCUGGCUCUA